This is a messenger RNA of Nasonia vitripennis (jewel wasp), 6161 nucleotides long. It is a transcript of the gene Ehbp1, whose product is annotated as EH domain-binding protein 1. The transcript has 19 exons. The record is from RefSeq and is a predicted model, not a curated record. Lineage: Eukaryota; Metazoa; Arthropoda; Insecta; Hymenoptera; Pteromalidae. Bases 1026 to 3935 code for a protein of 969 amino acids. Gene Ontology annotation, molecular function: protein binding.
UGUCUCGGCCAUCAAAACAAUAUUGUGCGAAGUGCGCGUAUCGAACAAUAAAUAGUCGAAUCAGUGAAGCAUUAUUACUUAUUAAACAACAGCGGCCACACAUGAUCGUAUAGAAAAAAAACUAUAAGAUCAAGUGAGAGAGAGAGAGAGAGAGAGAAGCAACCCAGUCAGCUGUGUGUGUCAUCAUCGCCAGAGUUAGCGCAGUAACCCGAGUCCUCGGGUAACUGCGGUGAUGGCAUUGUGAUGCCGUCGAGUUCCCGAGGAUGAGCUGAUAAAUCGAAUAGCCCUGACAUCGAGUGCGCGAGUGUCUGUGUGUUAUUACCUCUACGCAGAAGAGAUAGAGAGAAGAAAGGAAGACGCGCGGAGGCGGCGGGUGAAAGGACGGGAUUGUGCACGAGACGCCCUGUCAAAAUACACAAUAGUAGCAGUAUACGGCGGAGAGUGGCCAGCAGUGCUUCUCGAGCGUGACCUGCGGGAGUCAGGAUUUCCGGGAGUGAGCAGGAGAUAGGCUUUUUGGCGUGCGCAAGAGUACAUCGAGGGCAGCAGCGAUAACAAGAUCUCCAACAGCAAGUCUCUCGCAGCCAGAAGCAGGAUGAGAAAAAUCCAAUCUCGUGCCCAUAAACCAGGAGAAUCUUCCUCUCCAGCUGACAGCUAAAAAAGAAGCCUGGAACCACAGCGCAGGGAGAUAUAUAGGAAAAGUGUCUGUGUGCAAACUCGGAGCGCCUCGUCCUCGCGUGAAUUAUCGAUUUGGCGCCUUACGUGCGCGUCCUUGCGCGUCUGUCUACCGUAGGCAGCGCGUAUAGCACCGGUGUGUGCUGCACUCGCUACUUCCUAUAUACGUGCGUGGCGUUUCGCAGUCCACGUGUCGGCUGGUAUUUUUAGCAGAACGCCGCCGCCGACGCCGACCUUUAACUUGCGCGAGGGACGUGCUCUGCGGCGCGAGCGAGAUACCGAGGUGAUAAUAAUAACAAUAGUGCAGUACACACACUGAGUGAGCCAGCCGUCGCUCAGACGAAUCGUGGAAGAUGAGCUCCGUGUGGAAGAGACUGCAACGGGUCAACAAGAGAGCGGCCAAGUUUCAGUUCACGGUCUCGUACCAUGAGGUCACCCUCGAGACCACGACCAAGUGGAAACCGAACAAAUUGAGCGUGGUAUGGACGAGGCGAAGUCGGCGCGUGAGUUCGGAGCCUCUGGAAUGGGAGCCGAGCCUGAGCGAUCCCCUCAAGGGGACGAUCAGCUGGUCUGUGCCCGACAAUCACACCGUAUCCGUGACCCUGUUCAAGGACCCCAGGACCCACGAGCUCGAGGACAAAGACUGGACCUUCGUCAUUGAGGAUGUCUCGUCUACGGGCAAGCGGCGCCAUGUGGCCGCCCUGAAUGUGAACAUGAAGAAGUACGCGACCCUCGAAUCUAGUCAGCAGCAGCUCAAAUUAGACCUGAAGCCUACCUCGAAGAAGAUCGUCAGCGCCAGGCUCGAGUGCACCAUGUCGUGCGUCUUCCUCCGAGAGGGAAAAGCGACAGACGAGGAUAUGCAGAGUAUGGCCAGUUUAAUGUCGGUGAACAACAACAGCGACAUCGCGCCUUUGGACGACUUCGACAACGAGGACAUACCCGAGGACGUGGAGGAGGUCUCCAUUAGGAACAUCGACGAGAUAUUGGAUAUUUCUGCGCAAUUAGAUCUGAUGACGAGUAGCCUGACCGGAAGCGAAGUGCCCAGUACUCCGAUAAGUGUCGCCAGUUUAUCAAAGGACGAGACCACGCCUAUAAACGAGGAGCAACGACGCUUUUCGCAAGAUAUAAGCUUCGCCGGUGAUAUCGUCGACACGACGGUCAAGGAGAGGCCGUACAUUAAAAAUGAACUGGUGCAAAACGACAGGAACGCGGAACACAAUGCGAAAAGAGCAUCCUUGCGACCACUGGACCUCAAAAAGCCAAACACCUCGGGUCAUCGCAUGCGGGAUAUUACUCCAGGACAGGAUUUGCUCGAGUGGUGCAAGGAAGUAACCAAAGACUACCAGGGCGUCAAGGUCACGAAUCUAACGACAUCCUGGCGCAACGGAAUGGCUUUCUGCGCUGUUAUCCACCACUUCAGACCAGACCUUAUUGACAUCGAUUCCCUGCUGCCGCACGACGUCAAAGGCAACUGCAAGAAGGCGUUCGACGCCGGCGAAGCCCUUGGCAUACCCAGAGUUAUUGAACCCGCCGAUAUGGACAUCCUAACUGUACCCGACAAGCUCGCCGUGAUGACGUACUUAUACCAGUUACGGGCACACUUCACGGGUCACGAACUGGAGGUGCACCAGAUCGGCAAAACUACCGAUGAAUCCUCUUACAUGAUAGGGAGAUUCAACACGGACAAUAAUUCGGACGUCAGUGUGCAGCUCUUUGGCCAGGAGAUUAUCAAUCUAAGGAAGAAGGAGCAGGCAGAUCAGCGGAACAAUAAACUCGACAAUAAUAGGCGUUCGAAUCCAUUUGACUACAAGAAAGACGAUAUAAACAUGGAAUCUUUGAGAAAUAAGUUACAUCUCAGUUUGAGCAUGGAUCACCAGGACGAUCAGUUCAACAAGGAAAAGUCGCCCUCGAGUGUAAAAGAUGUCAAAGACAUCAUUCUUGCUAGUUCUAAAAGUAUUCUUGGAAAAGUUUUGUCCCCUACGAAAGAAAAGUUCGCCAAGGAGCAUGUGACGAGAGAAAAGAGUAAUUCCCCAACGCGAGUUACGCCGCAAGCUCAGCAACCACAACAACAAACACAGCAACCACGUCCUAUUCUUAUGACGCGGCGCCAGUUGACCGAUCCAUUCGGUUCAGACGAUGAAGAAGAAAACUUACAAGUCGUCGAGGACAAAGUUUCUCAGUCUCUUUCGAUCAGCAAAGCGCAAACUCCCGUACGAGACGAUUCCGUUCAUUCGGCCGAGCGAGGAAGCCGAGGAAGUUCCGAAUGCCGAGGCGUGUCACCUUCACAGGACGAGCAGCAUCGAAUUCAACAUCCCUUAGUGACCCGUCAUGAAGAACUUAGAGAAAGAGCCAGACAACUAUUAGAGCAAGCUAGAAAUCAGAAUAAAAGCACUGGGCUUGGUUCCACUGUCACAAGUCCUGUUGAGCAGCAAAAUGAUGAAGAGCGACAGCAGCAACUCCGGGAACGGGCAAGAAAAUUGAUAGCUGAAGCAAAAAUGGGUGUCGCAGUUAACUCUAGUCAAAUCGGUGAUGAGAAUACCAGUGAACGACGUUCUUUUGAUGAUCAAAACAAUAGUCCCAGAAGAAGUAUAACUCCGUCAACUCCCGGUGAUCGUAUUAGCGUUAAAUCGGAGUAUAAUGGAAACGUUGUACCAAAUGCGACAUCCCCUGAUGCUGAAAAGAAGCUUGGUUCCCCUUUAUAUUCGUUUUCAAAAAUCAUGGAAAGGAUUUCACCAGAAAAGAGUCCCGAUGGUGGUCCUUACGCUCGAAGAGGGUUGGGAAAAGAUAUGUCAUCAUACAUACAAAACGAAUUAGAAGCCCUUGAGCGCGAACAGAGCCAGAUAGACGUGCAAGCAGGCAAACUUGAAAAGCAAUUAAGAACGGCUAUGGAGAGUGACAAUGAAGAAGAAACGGAAAGACUAAUGUCAUUGUGGUUUACUCUCGUCAACAAAAAGAACGCUCUCCUCAGAAGGCAAAUGCAGCUGAACAUUUUAGAAAAAGAGGAUGAUUUGGAAAGAAGAUUUGAACUCUUAAAUCGUGAAUUAAGAAGUAUACUUGCAGUUGAAGAGUGGCAGAAAACUACAGAGCAAAAAGUUCGUGAAAAUCUUUUAUUAGAAGAAUUAGUAUCUAUAGUUAAUAAAAGGGAUGAACUUGUGCAUCAUCUCGAUACGCAGGAAAGAGCAAUCGAAGAUGACGAUGAAAUAGAACGCAAUUUAUCUAGAGCUGGAUUAGCACAACGAAACAAAAAUUGUGUUAUUCAAUGAAACAUUGUAGUUGUCUUUUUCACUGUUAUUUAAAAAAAUCAAGAUGCGUCCUAAAUUGCAGUAGAGUUGCCAAAGAUAAAGUGACAUUGAGCUUGAAAAAUAAAUGUUAAUGGAGUAAAAGGUCUAAGCAGUGAUGAGCUUUUAAAAGCAUUGAUAGCCGUUUUGAAACGACAAAGACAAUGCAUUUUUGAAGACGUCACGUGAUUUAUGUAAAACAUUGUGAUUGAUUCUUUUUACGAGCAUUAAGAAGGCACUUUUAUAUCUUCGUAUUGCAAGUUUAUCAGGACUUAUAAUGAGAAUUUGCUUGAUCAUCGAAAACUGUCUCAAAGAUCAACAAUUUAUUGAGACAGUAACAAUUAAAGGGGUGCUUUUCAUUUUGUUGAUUGAAAAAAGAAAAAAACUCAUUUUAACUGACUGAAAGUAUUUUAUUAGGUAAUUUGAUGAAUCUUCGAUGAAUGGAAAUAGAAUUUAGUUAGAAAAAUGAGCUCUUUAGGUUUUUUUCAAGAUCUCAGAGUUUUAAUACUCUAGUAAUCAUUUUGUUAGAAAAAACAUUUCAUUUAACAGAUAAAGAUGUAUCACAGCACCAUCUAUCAUAUAACCUACAUAAAUGACGUAACGUACAUUUACGUCAACUACGUCUAUUAAGACAUGCUGCAAGCAAUGUAUCUAUAAUUUCAAAGUUUGUCUUCGUCUUUCAACUCGCAUACUCGAAAUCGUGCCAUAUGUGUGUAUUGAUCAUGGACUUACAUAGUGCUGUCGUGUUUCUUUUUUAGUUAUUCUCUACUCAAAUUUAAUGAUAGACAUUCGGCAAUGUGAGUCGAAACGAAGGUGCAAUGUUUUUCUAAAGCUUAUAUUUUUCAUACUGAUUUCAUACUCGACACUUAGCUUGUAGGCCUUACUUUAUUUUGUAUAUACGUCCUCGUGCUGAGUUUAUAAUUAAAGUGUCUUUAUUAGCGUUGUUAUUUAAAGGUUACUUUUAUUUUAUAGAAUUAUUCGACAAUGCGAAAAUAUAUAUAUUUUUUAGCGUGAAAAAUCGUAGAUCGACAAAAUUUUAUGUAAGAUAUAAGAUAAAUAUAGAAACAUCUUUAUUUUCUAAAUUCAAGUAUAAGAAAACAUGUUCUUUCUCUAUAAGUUAUCAAGCAAAUAAAACGUUCACAUGAUAUUUAUAAAUUAAACCUACUCAUCAAAAUCAAACAGAUAUUUCAAAACUAUGUUACUUUAUUUAAUCUUUUAAUGCAAACACGAAAAUGUUAAAUUUCUUUGAGUUUUAAAUUAUACAAUUUAGAAUUCCAAAUUGUAUUCAAGAAUAUUUACUUGAAUUGUACUAUAGAAUAUAAAUACUUUAAAAGCGCAAAUACGAUGUAUAAGCUUAUCUACAACUUUUAAAGUACAAUGACCUAAGUAAUCAACAAAAGCUACAUAUAUAUUUGCAAAAGUUAUGUUGUAAAUAGAAAGUGCCGUGUAAGCUUUCUCACAAAUAUACAGAACAAAAGAUUUUAUUUAUUAAUAAUAAGCAGAAAUGGCACCUUCCGUUAAGUUGAAAUAGACCCAGUUUGUUGAUACUGAAAAAAGUAAUGUGUUCUUCUCUAUUCACACAACACACAAAAAGAAAUCAUUCUUGCAAAGGAUACACGUCAUUGAAGAAAUCAAUUUUCUUAGUACAAUUUUUUUAUAUUCUACGAAAUAAAAAUCAAUUUUAUAUGAACAAUUAUAUAUUUUACAUUUUAUCUAUAUUGAAAAUACGUAACUAACAAAAAGUGCCUGUUUUAACGUGUAAAGUAAGGUGUCCAUAUCUGUCGCGAAAAAGUGAUAUAUUGGAAUUUCUGCAAAUUCUAUUUUAUCGUGGCAUUCGUGCUGAACUUUCAUGACAUUGUAAGUAGUAUCUUGAGUAUAAGCGCACUUGCGCAUCUGAAAAAAAGAUUUCUAACACUAGCUCGCUAAUCCAGUGCCUACGAUAGCGGUUACAAACACACGUCGUCCUUAAUUCAAAUUCAGUUUCCCUGUCUUCAAUAAAAACUCUUGCCAGCGUUAAAUAAAAUAUUCUGAAUGCAGUGAUGGAAAAAGAAAGCAGUGUUUACAAAAGUGAUCUAUUGUGUAUUGAGAGAGAUAAGAAAACGAAAAUAAUAAUAGUAAUAAUAAUAAGCAUAUUCGCGAAGUCUUUAUUAAUAUCAUGCAAUAUUUAUUUAUAAGAUUGAAGCUCAAUAAAAGCACCAUACAAAUUAUUUA